UUCUGUUCCACAAGGACACAAUUCUUCUUCUACAGUAAAUUUUUGUCGCUCAUUUUAUCCCACCACCGCUAAACCUCACCCAAAACCCUCCGGAAAACAAUGCUCCGUGUCUCCAAAAAUGGCAUUUUCAGCUAAAACCUCUCAAGUUGCUCCCAGCCCGGACUUGCUCGAUCCUCAAUUCCCCAGCACCUACAAGUCCAAAAAGCAGAGCGUCUCCUACAAUCUCCGAACUCGCCAAUUCUCCCUUAAGAAAACCCACGAAAUAUAUGUCGUCAGCUCCUCCUCUAUCGACACUCACAACCCAAACUCUGACUUGCAGCAACUAUGCCUUCAUGGGAACCUAGAAAAAGCUUUGAAGUUCUUGGACUCGAUGCAAGAACUUCAAAUUUCUGUGGAAGAGGAUACUUAUAUAGCUCUUUUAAGGCUAUGUGAGUGGAAGAGAGCACAAGAGGAAGGGGCUCGUGUCUACUCCUCGGUGUUGAGUUCGAUGACUCAAUUGAGUAUUCGGCUUGGUAAUGCGUUGUUGAGCAUGUUUGUGAGGUUUGGCAAUUUGGUAGAAGCUUGGUAUGUUUUUGGGAGAAUGGGGGAAAGGAAUUUGUUUUCUUGGAACGUAUUGCUGGGUGGGUAUGCGAAGGCUGGGUUCUUUGAUGAGGCUUUGAAUUUGUAUCAUAGAAUGUUGUGGGUCGGAAUAAUGCCUGAUGUGUAUACUUUUCCUUGUGUUCUAAGGACCUGCGGUGCUGUACCUGACUUGGCCAGGGGUCGGGAGAUUCAUGUUCACGUUAUUAGAUUUGGGUUUGAGUCGGAUAUUGAUGUGCUCAAUGCUUUAAUCACCAUGUAUGUUAAAUGUGGCGAUGUAAAUAAUGCACGGUUGGUAUUUGAUACAAUGCCUAGGAGAGAUAGGAUCUCAUGGAAUGCAAUGAUUUCUGGCUACUUUGAGAAUGGGGAGUGUCGGGAAGGAUUCAAAUUAUUUUUAAGGAUGCGCCAAUUUUCUGUAAAUCCAGAUUUGAUUACUAUGACUAGUUUGAUAUCGGCUUGUGAACUUACUGGUGAUGAGAGAUUAGGGAGGGAAAUCCAUGGUUAUGUGAUGAGAACGGGAUUUGCAGAUGAUGUUUCGGUGUAUAAUUCUUUAAUACAGAUGUAUUCGAGUGUUGGACAUCUAGAGGAAGCGGAAAAAGUUUUCUCUAGAAUGGAAUGUAAAGAUGUUGUGUCAUGGACGGCAAUGGUUUCUGGUUACUAUAAUAAUGCACACCCUGAUAAGGCUGUCAAAACUUACAAAACGAUGGAGGUACAGGGUAUCAUUCCAGAUGAAAUCACUAUAGCAAGUGUUCUAAGUGCUUGUUCUUGUUUAGGCCAUUUAGAUAUGGGUAUCAAGCUUCAUGAGCUUGCUAAUAGGACUGGGCUGAUCUCAUAUGUUAUAGUUGGAAACACGCUCAUUGAUAUGUACUCAAAGUGCAAACGCAUUGACAAGGCUUUGGAAGUGUUCUAUGGUAUCCGUGAUAAGAAUGUUAUAUCGUGGACUUCUAUUAUUCUUGGACUUCGGAUCAACAAUCGGUGUUUUGAGGCUUUGAUUUUCUUUCGGCAAAUGAAACUUCUAGUGAAGCCAAAUUCUGUAACCUUGGUUUCUGUUUUAUCUGCAUCCGCUAGAAUAGGAGUUUUGAUGUGUGGAAAGGAGAUUCAUGCUCAUGCAUUAAGGACUGGUGUAGCUUUUGAUGGUUUUUUACCCAAUGCCCUAUUGGACAUGUAUGUAAGAUGUGGAAGGAUGGGUCCUGCGUGGAACCAGUUUUACUCCAGCGAGAAGAGUGUAGCAGCAUGGAACAUACUUCUAACAGGGUAUGCCCAGCGGAGACAAGGGGAGCUUGCUGUGGAACUAUUCCAUAGAAUGAUAGAUUCAGAGGUAAAUCCAGAUGAGAUCACAUUUAUUGCACUCCUUUGUGCCUGUAGUAGAUCUGGCAUGGUUACAGAAGGUUUGAAGUAUUUUAAUUGCAUGAAACAUAAGUAUUCUAUCACGCCUAAUCUGAAGCACUAUGCAUGCGUGGUUGAUCUACUUGGUCGUGCCGGGAAAUUGGAUGAUGCUUACGAGUUUAUACAGAAAAUGCCCGUAAAUCCAGAUCCAGCCAUAUGGGGAGCCUUAUUAAAUGCAUGCAGGAUCCACAGGCGUGUUGAGCUUGGGGAACUGGCGGCUCAGCAUAUUUUUGAAAGAGAUGAGAACGGUGUUGGGUAUUACCUUCUUCUCUGUGAUCUCUAUGCUGACAGUGGUAGAUGGGAUGAAGUUGCAAAUGUAAGACAGAUGAUGAGAGACAGAGGUCUAACUGUAGAUCCUGGAUGCAGUUGGAUAGAAGUAAAGGGAAAAGUUCAUGCUUUUCUUAGUAAUGAUAAUUUCCAUCCUCAAUUAAAGGAAAUAAAUGCAGUCUUAGAGGGAUUUUAUAGCAAAAUGAAAGCAGUGGGUCUCAGAGGCGCAGAAAGCAGUUCUAUGGAUGAAGUUGAAGCUUCAAAAUCUGAUAUCUUUUGUGGGCAUAGCGAGAGACGGGCUAUUGCAUUUGGACUCAUCAAUACUGCCCCUGGUACGCCUAUAUGGGUGACAAAAAAUCUUUACAUGUGUCAAAACUGUCACAAUACUGUAAAAUUUAUCUCUUCAACUGUUCGGAGGGAGAUUUCUGUGAGGGAUGCAGAAGAGUUCCACCAUUUUAAGGAGGGUAUCUGCUCUUGUGGGGAUGAGGGUUACUGGGGAAAACCUGACAUGUAAAGAGUGUUUAUAGAAUAUUUGAUUUUCGUAUUAACUUGAAGAGAAAAGGAAGCAAUUAAAACUUCCAGACUGUACUUCAGGAGUAAACAGAUUAUACAUGGAUCACCAGAUCAGCUCUCUAAUUCCAGAUGAAUUCAAGUGCUUUUAGACGUGAAUGUAUCUGGAUGUUUGCUGACAAGAGCUUCAAACGGUGAUGUUCUGAUGCAUAAAUUUCCAAGGCUGCGCAAUGGAUCUCAGAAACAGAAGAAGCUGCCUCUCUGUUUGGCCAUCCACCUUGUGAUCAGGAAAAAUGACAAAGGAACUUCUGAUUUGCUGCCAACGGUAUUUUUUUUUGUUUUUUUGUUGACUAUCCUUUGCAAGGCGUGAUAUCAAACCAGUUACUAUUGUACUGUAGUUUCAUUUUCUCUUCUUUGGUAUACAUAAAAUUUUCUCAAAAUCUGUAACAGUUUAUCGAAACUGUAAUUCUACUAAAAGUGGUAUAUUAAUUUCAAUUACGUUCUGAUUCUCA
Ziziphus jujuba (common jujube) is the source of this 3251-nucleotide messenger RNA. Its product is annotated as pentatricopeptide repeat-containing protein At1g15510, chloroplastic. The record is from RefSeq and is a predicted model, not a curated record. The transcript has a single exon. Lineage: Eukaryota; Viridiplantae; Streptophyta; Magnoliopsida; Rosales; Rhamnaceae. Bases 119 to 2743 code for a protein of 874 amino acids. Gene Ontology annotation, biological process: RNA modification. Gene Ontology annotation, molecular function: protein binding; RNA binding; zinc ion binding.